Molecule: messenger RNA, 1305 nt
Organism: Zasmidium cellare ATCC 36951
Lineage: Eukaryota; Fungi; Ascomycota; Dothideomycetes; Mycosphaerellales; Mycosphaerellaceae
Exons: 2
Coding region: 1-1305 (434 amino acids)
Biological process (GO): secondary metabolite biosynthetic process
Molecular function (GO): FAD binding
Source: RefSeq, a predicted model, not a curated record
AUGCAGGAAGAUCAGCCUCUCCGUGUGGCAAUCAUAGGAGGCGGCAUAGCCGGGGCCUGCCUGAUGCACGCAUUAACCAAGCACAAGCACCUAGACGCCCACAUCUACGAAGCAGCCCCGACCCUCAAAGAAGCCGGCUACGCCGUCGGCGUCGCGAAGAACGCAUUCCAAGCACUGUCUCUCAUCGGACCCACGGCCGUAGACGCCCUUACACGAGCGGGUGCCGUCAAGCAGAAUCGAAACACCUGGAUGCUGGGGGAAGGCCCAGAUGCAGGGCAAGAGAUUGACUCGAUCGACUUCGGCCUAGGCGACCGGAUCGUCAGAGUCGCGCAGAGGGCCGAUUUCUUGCGCGAACUGCUGAAAGACGUCGCCCCUGAGAGGAUGCAUGUCAACAAGAAGCUGGUCCGAAUCGAGCAGCACACUGGGGAUGAAUGGCCCGUGACCUUGACGUUCGCUGACGGGAGUACGAAGGUCGCCAACGUCGUCAUUGGCGCCGAUGGCAUCCAUAGCUACGUCCGCAGGUACAUCCUCGGCGAGGACGACCCAGCCGCGAAGCCCAGGUUGACUCCCUGGUAUAACCUCUGGACGAUGCUGCCCUACGAGCAAGCCCGCGCCACGAUCGGUCCGGAUCUGAUCGACAAGGACGAUCUGGGGCAGUACAUGUGGUGGGGCGAUGGCACGUACAUGAUGCACACGAUUUCCGACAACGGGCGCAAGGUGCAGUUCCUCGCGUGUGCCAUGGACCCAACUCUCGAGGGGGCUACGGAAGUCGACCGGACGAAGGGCGUGGAUAAGGAGGCGGAGAAAGAGAGGUUUCGGAAUUGGCCUCCGAAUUUGUACAAAGCCGUCGUAGACUUCCUCGACUCCACCCCCUCCCCCAAACCCCUCCACCUCUGGGAACACCCGCACGCGCACACCUACAUCCGAGGCCCCCUCGCCCUAACCGGCGACGCCGCCCACGGCACCACCCCCUGGCAAGGCUCCGGCGGCGGCAUGGCCGUCGAAGACGCGCCGAUCCUCUCCGCCCUCCUCGGCACCACCCACACCCCCCGCGAAGCGCGCCUCGCGCUGCAAGUUUACGACGAGGUCCGCCGGCCGCGCACGCAGGCGAUCGUGGACUCGAGUCGUGCGGUGGGGAUGUUGUCCACGGGGCAGGAUGCGGGGUUUGGAUUGAGUGGGGAGAAGUUGAGGGGGAAGGUGGUGGGGAGGUGGGAUUUUAUUGCGUUUUGGGAUUGUGAGGGGGCGAGGGAUGGGGCGGUGAGGAGUUUGGAGGGGAGGUUGGAGGGGGAGAGGAUGGGGGGAUAG